Blastocystis hominis is the source of this 1197-nucleotide messenger RNA. RefSeq lists its product as hypothetical. Lineage: Eukaryota; Bigyra; Opalinata; Blastocystidae. The record is from RefSeq and is a predicted model, not a curated record. The transcript has 8 exons. Bases 64 to 663 code for a protein of 199 amino acids.
CCAUCAAUAAUUUAUAUUUGGUUUUGAUCAAAUAGUAGUAUUCGAUAAAUAAUAUAGAUACAAAUGGCAGACUAUCCAUUUUCGCAUCCCCAGCAAUCUAAUCUAUUUCACGGAUAUAGUGAUAUAUUUGUUCCAGUUUCUGUGGGACCAACAAACCAAGAUAAAAUGCCUGGAUCAAUUCCAAUGAGUGGUUAUAUUGGCGUUCCUGUCAAUCCAUUUCCCUAUAAUCCAGUAAACGAUCCCACCUAUCCAUGGGGUUAUGAUCAUCCUUUUCCGCAAGAACACGAUAUAAACCGACAAAGUCAGAACAUGAUGUCCACGCAGUACAUGAACUCCGACUAUUACCGCAUGUACUCCGUUCCACCAAUGCCUCACCCCCAAAACGGCGGUCUUCCUCCUCCCUACUCCCAAUCGACCAAUAGCCUGUCUCUUUCGGACCAAAACGACCCAAAUAAAUUCAUGAUGCCCCCAUUACCUUCCCCCGAUCUGCCUCCCUCCACUCUCUGGAACCCCGCCCUCACCACCCCGCCAAAUCCAUUUUCCCCCCAAAACUUCCGGAAUUUGCCGCCCAAAUCGAUCCUCAAAAAGCCAAUCAAAUCGCCCGACGCCAUUCAAUUCGCCUUCACCGACGAGGAGUUACACAUCAAACCGGGAGUUUCGUGACCAUUCCAGGGGAGUUUCAUUGUAGAAACGUGCUGCCGCCCGUUCUGCACGAACUUUUCCGCGGGGAUGUCGGGACCAAUGAGGCGCUGGAUUCCGCGGUGGAUAUGAUGAAACCCCCGCUGUUUCCCUCGCAAUUCAAGUCGUUUGAUGUGCGGAAUUCUGGACUUUUUUUGACAUGUAGUCCGAUGUGCUGCUUUUCAUUUUUUAUGGAUUACCGCGGGAGUACCUACAAGUGGGCGUGAAUCGCGGUUCUUAUGCGUAGUUGUUGGCUGCCCAGGAGUUGUAUAACCGCGGUUUUGUAUAUCAUAAAGAACGAAAAGAGUGGUUUAAACGCGAUUCAAAUAGUCGAAACAGUGGAAACAGUGGAAACAGUGGAAACAGUGGAAACAGUGGAACGGGGACGGUUUCUCUGAAGGAACGAUUUGACGUGGAAUCGUGGAAACUGGAGGCAUGGAAUGAUCCAAUCAAAGAAAGCGAGUUGCUGUCUGUGGAAGAAAUCGAGGAAGUGUUAAAGAAAACAGAGCAAUAAAAGAG